Molecule: messenger RNA, 3124 nt
Organism: Cyprinodon variegatus (sheepshead minnow)
Lineage: Eukaryota; Metazoa; Chordata; Actinopteri; Cyprinodontiformes; Cyprinodontidae
Gene: polk
Product: polymerase (DNA directed) kappa
Exons: 15
Coding region: 190-2733 (847 amino acids)
Biological process (GO): error-prone translesion synthesis
Cellular component (GO): nucleus
Molecular function (GO): damaged DNA binding; DNA-directed DNA polymerase activity
Source: RefSeq, a predicted model, not a curated record
UGACGUACGCGGAAGUGCCGCCAAAACCGCCUUUGUCAUUAUUUUUAAACAUGUAGCUACAUAACACCGGCAACCAGCAGAAGAAUAAAUAUUGUUCCUACUCUUGAAUCAGACGAUAAAACAAAAUUUAACCGAUCCGACAAGUUGGACAAGUUACAGAGUAGAGUUAUUGAAACAACACAAGGCAAGAUGGAGAAUGCAGGAUCGACAAAAGAGGAGAACCUCCUUUCUAGAAUAGCGCUGAAUGACAACAAGGCUGGGAUGGAGGGACUUGACAGGGACAAGAUAAACAAGAUCAUCAUGGAGGCAUCAAAGGGUUCCAGGUUUUAUGAGAACGAGGUGAAGAAAGAGCAACAGGUGAACCAGCGAAUUGAGAAAUUGAUGCAACAAAAGGCUCAGAUCACAGAUCAGCAGCUAAAGAAGGCACAAACACAGGUGGAAAAAAUGGCUUCUGAGCUUGAGAAAACUCGUGAUCUAAGCCGAGUGAUUGUACAUGUGGACAUGGAUGCCUUCUAUGCAGCUGUAGAGAUGAGAGACUGCCCUGAGCUGAAAGACAAACCCAUGGCUGUCGGAUCCAUGAGCAUGCUGUCGACAUCGAACUACCACGCCAGGAAAUAUGGAGUCCGAGCAGCAAUGCCUGGCUUCAUUGCAAAGAAACUUUGCCCCAGCCUGGUGAUCGUUCCUCUUAACUUUGACAAAUACAGAGCCGUGAGUGAGGAGAUAAGGGAGAUCUUUGCCGAAUAUGAUCCUAACUUUCAGCCAAUGAGCCUGGAUGAAGCCUAUUUAGAUUUUACAGAUCACCUGGAGCAGAGGCAGAGCUGGCCAGAGUCCUCACGUACGCACCGCUACAGAUCCGGGAGCAACACGCCAGCUGAUAAGCAGCUUGAGCCUCGUCAGAAAGACGAAGGGACAGACCUCUCCCCGAUCCUGUUUGAGGACAGUCCGAGCUGCUCUGAAGAGGAUGCAGGCGGUCCCUUUGAACUGUUUGGGACAUCUGUCGAAGAGGCUGUAAGAGAGAUGCGCUUCCGUAUUGAGCAGAGGACCACGUUGACAGCCAGCGCAGGAAUCGCUCCUAACAUGAUGCUUGCCAAGGUGUGCAGCGACAAGAACAAGCCCAACGGACAAUACAGACUGCCCCCCACCAGAGAGGCGGUCAUGGACUUCAUCCAGAAACUUCCUGUCCGCAAAGUUUGCGGGAUUGGGAAGGUGAGCGAGAAAAUGCUGAACGCCCUGGGCAUCACCACCUGCUCUGAUCUCAGCAAGCAGAUGGCGCUGUUGUCAUUGCUGUUCUCUGAGACGUCUUGGCAUCAUUUCAUCCAGAUUUCUCUGGGUUUGAGCUCCACACACAUACCCAGGCAUGAAGAACGAAAAAGCAUAAGUACUGAAAGGACAUUUAAAGAGCUGAGUAAACCCGAGGAGCAGUUUUCUUUCUGCAGAGAGCUGUGUGAGGAUCUAGCAGAGGACUUGAAGAAAGAAGCUCUGAAGGGUAAAACGGUCACUCUGAAGCUAAAGAAUGUGAACUUUGAGGUGAAAACCAGGGCACAGACGCUCCCCUAUGCCGUGGCCACAGUGGAGGACAUCUUUGCUGUUGCUAAAGACUUACUGAAAAUGGAAAUAGAAAAUGAAAGCCCUCAGCCACUCCGACUGAGACUCAUGGGUGUUCGGAUAUCCACCUUUGUUAGCUCAGAUGACAAAACUCCGAUGCAGAAAAGCAUCAUUAGCUUUCUUCAGCCAGGCAAGACAGACUGCGGUCGUCCUUCCCAAAUAAUGAACCAAAUUGCAGUAGAAGGUAAUUCAUGUGAUCAGUCCAUCCAGACAUCUCAGUUUGUCCAUGAUCCACCAGCGAAGAAUGGUCCGAAACAAAGCAAGGCUUUGUGGAGGAGUAAGCAGAGGCCCCCUGGAGAGGAACCACAGCAGUCUUUCUUUCAAAGAGCUCAGGCCAACAGACUACAAAUCCAGGCUGCAAAAGCAACUUCACUGGAUGAAGGAUGUGAUGUUCCUCUGAUUACCUCUAACAACAGGGCAGAGUCAUCGAAACAAGCAAACACAAUUGAAUGUGCAGUCCUAGAUUCUGAAAAUGUCCAGACUUUGCAGUCUCAUGCAUCCAUGUCAGGUUGUUGGGCUGUCACAGAAACCCUCACAUGUCCUGUGUGCUUCAGGAAAGUGGAGACCGCUGAUCUGAAUGUCUUUAACGGGCAUAUAGACUCCUGUCUCAGUGACGCUGCAAGGAAGGAAGACUCAGACUCUGAGUCGGACCUGAAUCCAGAAAAUCACCGCCUAAAAUCUGUAGUUGCACCCGAACAGGAGAAGCAGUUUGAUUCGAGCAGAGCAUCACCUCAAGAAGGACAGCAGACCUUGAAGAACGAUUUGGAUUCACCGAUUAAAGCUGGCAGCAAGCCUGGGGCCCUUCCACAGCAGUCACCCCACAGUGAUCGCCCCCCCCUUACCUGCCCCAUAUGUCAGCAGAUCCAAGAGACGGACGACCUCGCCACCUUCAACCACCAUGUGGACCUCUGCCUCAAUCAGGAGGUCCUGCAUGAACUCGGAGGUCAGGUGGCAUUUUCUGGAAAACACCCUGCUGUUAAAAAUAACCAAAACAUUGACGUCGGGCAUCCCCUGCCAAGGCAAGCCAGUAAAGGAAAGAGCAAACGACGAGACACACCUUCUUCUCCUCCAUCUAAAAAAGCCAAAAGCUUAGGAUCCUGCAACACCAUCGACAAGUUCUUCAGGUGAAUGUAACGACGUGGGAAAUGUCAGGAAGCCGGGUUGAAUUGAAGAUAUUUCCUGCAACAAUAAGAGCCACUCUGAAGGUUUUAUGCUGGCUAGCUUUAGUCCUGCCAGGACCUGGCAGCCCCGCACAUAAGGACACAUUCUUAGCUUUCUGCUGCUACCAGAAGCCAAGCACUUGCACUGAUUAAUUCCUUUUAAGCAAUAAGUAAAUUUGGAGGUGACUUUUAAAGUUUGCAGAUACCAGAUUAUUUAUAUAUAUAUAUAGUUUUUUGGCAACAUAAUGGGUUGUGUAUUGAACAUUGGUAUAAACAGCCACAUGGUCGUCUUUGAAAAUAGAUUUUAUAUUUAGCAAAACAGCAAAAAAGGAGUGAAAUACAACAUAAUACAAUAGUAU